Mustela lutreola (European mink) is the source of this 856-nucleotide messenger RNA. RefSeq names its product ribosomal protein L23a (gene RPL23A). Gene Ontology annotation, cellular component: cytosolic large ribosomal subunit; ribosome. Bases 124 to 675 code for a protein of 183 amino acids. The record is from RefSeq and is a predicted model, not a curated record. Gene Ontology annotation, biological process: translation; ribosomal large subunit assembly. Gene Ontology annotation, molecular function: rRNA binding; structural constituent of ribosome. Lineage: Eukaryota; Metazoa; Chordata; Mammalia; Carnivora; Mustelidae. The transcript is spliced from 4 exons.
UUCCCAGAGGGCGCCGCGCUACAGAUUACCCAAUCAGCUUUAAGUAAAAAGCAUCGCGAGUCUUCGGUGAGACUCUGCUCUAUAAGCCCCUGGAAACGAGCGUUGGAAAUCCCUUUUACGAAGAUGGCGCCGAAAGCUAAGAAGGAAGCCCCUGCCCCUCCCAAAGCCGAAGCCAAAGCAAAGGCUUUGAAAGCCAAGAAAGCGGUGCUGAAAGGCGUCCACAGUCACAAAAAAAAGAAGAUCCGCACAUCACCUACGUUCCGACGACCCAAGACUCUGCGUCUCCGAAGGCAACCCAAAUACCCUCGAAAGAGCGCCCCCAGGAGAAACAAGCUUGACCACUAUGCCAUCAUCAAGUUCCCCCUGACUACUGAGUCAGCCAUGAAGAAAAUAGAAGACAACAACACACUUGUGUUCAUUGUGGAUGUCAAGGCCAACAAGCACCAGAUCAAACAGGCUGUGAAGAAGCUCUAUGACAUUGAUGUAGCCAAGGUCAACACCUUAAUCAGGCCUGAUGGAGAGAAGAAGGCAUACGUUCGGCUGGCCCCUGACUAUGAUGCAUUGGAUGUUGCCAACAAAGUAAGCUACCUUACCUGUGCUAUCAACUCACCCACCCAUCACCUGGGUCCAAGUGAGAUGUCUGUUAGUGACCAAAACCUGACUUUGGCUGCUUAACUCACUGUACUCCAAUCCUGAAUGGGCCCUACCCUCACCUCAUUUUGGUUUUUAACUGUGACAUUCUAGCUUAAUCUUCACAUUUCAACUCCCAGUAACAAAGCUUCCCUUUUGUUUUUCAGAUUGGGAUCAUCUAAACUGAGUCCAGCUGGCUAAAUCUAAAUACAGUUUUUUCAUGAUA